Messenger RNA from Heterostelium album PN500, 771 nucleotides. RefSeq lists its product as uncharacterized. NCBI's taxonomy places the organism in Eukaryota, Evosea, Eumycetozoa, Acytosteliales, Acytosteliaceae. The transcript has a single exon. Bases 1 to 771 code for a protein of 256 amino acids. The record is from RefSeq and is a predicted model, not a curated record.
AUGAUUGGAAUCAAUAAUAUAUUAAGAAGAAGUUAUUCAACUACUACUUCAACAGCAGCAGCAGCAGUUAAACAACAAUUCAGUUUCAUUGGAUUGAAUCAACAUGUCACUUUCAAUGCACCGGUUCUCAAAUCGAAUGGCACCGUGCUUGUAAGUCAUCAGGUUGAGGAGAAACCAUUCGUUCCAGUGGGCAUCCAGAAGAAGCCACUGAAACACACAUUCACAGAGGCACAGAUUGGCGAGAUGCAGCAGCUGCGUAACGACGGCCAAUCACAGAAGAAGGUUGCCGAGAAAUUCGAGACCACACCAUACAUCGUUGGACGUCUCACCAAGGUGUCGCCAGAGAUUCGUCAGCGUCUCAUCGAUAACCACCAAAUCAGAGCACCAAAGGUCGCAGACUCUGAAGAGACCAAAAAGAUGCGUGUCGAUCUCUGGACUGCAAAGAAUCAGCAGCGUGAGUACGACAUGAAGGUGAUAAAGGCAGCAAAGUCCUACGAGGAAAUCAAAUACUUUAGAAGAGCAAAGCACGAGAUUGCAUACAUGGCCAAUGAGGAGACCUACGACGCCAUGGUGUCGGGUCAAGAGCUGUUGAAACCAACACUCGAAUUGGACGAAGACGAUCUGGAACAACGUAAACUUAAAGAGGAGAAGAAGAAAGAAAAGAAGAAAUCGACCGCUCGUCGUCGUAGUUACAUCACCGAUAAAGAAAAGGCAAGAGUAAACAAACAGAAGAAGGCAAAGGCUCAAAUUUUAUCAAUGAUGGACGAUUAA